AUUCAUAAGUUAUUCAACACAUCAGCUCAAGAAAAAAUAUUAGAAGAUAAUUUUUCAUUUGAAUUGAUAGAUACAUUUUUUUUUAUCGAAUAUACGUUUCAUGUUGUAUAAACAUUGUGUUUUCUUUUUUUCCUAACUUUUGUUGAAUCAAUGGACGUGUAUGAGAGUCGUUAUUUUAAAAUUAAUAAACUCGCUCUCUUUGUAAUCGGACAAUGGGUUUAUCAGACAGUAGCCAUGAAAAUUAUCACAAGAAUUUUAAUUUUGUUAUCACUUACUUCUGCAAUUAUUCCUCAGUUUAAUUUUCUCUUUUCCGUUGUUGGUAAUUCUGACGCAACUUUCGAGUGUCUUCCACCGAUUCUUCUGGUUCUUUUAUGCUAUUUUCAAUUUGCAAUUUUUACAAUCAAACAAGGCAAGCUGCGUAUUCUCGUUAAACAUAUGGAGAAUGAUUGGAAUUUUUGGACGUCUAAAAUAGAACGUACAAUUUUGCUAAAAACUGCAAAACACGGAAAUCGUCUUACAAUUUUAUAUGCUAUAAAUAUGUAUAGUUCAGUAUUAAUUUUCAUAUCAAUGUCAAUGGCGCCAAUUGUUUUUGACCAUUUCCUUCCACUGAAUGAGACUCGUCCGAGGUUAUUGGUGUAUGCAGCUAAAUUUCCAUUAGAUGAAAAUAAAUAUUUAUCUUGGCUGUUGGUUCAUGGUUCUAUUACUUCCUUAUGUAAUUUGACAGUAAUGUUUGCUUGCGAAUCAAUGUUUGCAGUUACAACACAACAUGUUUGCGGCUUGUUUGCAAUUGUCAGUCAUCAUUUAAAAAAUAUAAUAAAGGACGCAAACAAGGAGCAAAAGUACAUAAUCAUAAAAGAUUCAAUGAGUUAUGAACAGUUGAGAUCUUCUAUUAAAUGGCACAAUCAUGCGCUUCAAUAUUCAAAGACACUUAACUCCUGUUUUUCGCCAUUAUUAUUUUGGUCAGUGGGAUUAAAUGUUAUAGCCAUCAGUUCUUUACUAAUUCAAACUUUAAAUUCAAUUGGUACUUUUACUCUAGCGAUUAAAUACGGAAUAUUUGCUAGUGCUUGUUUGAUUCAUCUUUUUUGUUUAACAUUGCCAGCACAAAAUUUAUUAGAUAGUAGCUUAUUAGUGUCACGAGGAACAUAUAAUGGAGAAUGGUAUAAUUUGCCACUUUAUGGACAAAAAUUACUUGUGCCAAUAAUACUUCGUGGUCAAAUACCUUCAACUCUUACUGUUGGAAAAUUUUGUACCAUGGAUAUGAUUGCGUUUGCAACACUUCUCAAAACAUCAGUCUCUUACUUUACGGUUCUUUCAUCUAUGCGUUGAUAAGUUUUGUCAAAAAGGAGAGAUGAAUAUUACAAGAACACUUGAAAUUGAACAGGAAACCCAAAUAUUUCCAUAAAUUAAUUCUUCAAAAACUGUU
Messenger RNA from Leptopilina boulardi, 1423 nucleotides. Its product is annotated as odorant receptor 67b-like. Gene Ontology annotation, cellular component: plasma membrane. The record is from RefSeq and is a predicted model, not a curated record. NCBI's taxonomy places the organism in Eukaryota, Metazoa, Arthropoda, Insecta, Hymenoptera, Figitidae. The coding region runs from base 151 to 1326 and encodes 391 amino acids. The transcript has 9 exons. Gene Ontology annotation, molecular function: olfactory receptor activity; odorant binding. Gene Ontology annotation, biological process: detection of chemical stimulus involved in sensory perception of smell; sensory perception of smell.